GCGUCCCGUUGCUAAGGCCGCCCCCAGUCCGCAGAGUGGCCCUGGAGAGGCUCUGCAGCAGCUUAGCUAAAACAGCCAGAGAGAGCGAACCCAGUGCCUUCGCUUUGCGCCCGGGCCCGUGAGGCAGGUCCCGCUGUCACCUCUCCCUACCCUGAGUGACAGGCUGUCCCUAGUUCCUGUCUGUCCCUUCGAAGAACCGGCAACCCCUGAACCCCUGUGCUCCCCGUGUUGCCUCACACCCACAGCUGACCAGAAGAGAAGGGAAAGUAGCCAGCCAUGUCUAACUCAAUGUAUAACAAAAUGUGGCACCAGACCCAAGAAGCCCUCAAUUCUUUGCUUGAUAAAGAAUCUCAGCACAUGACAGAACCACAAAGAAAUCAAGUCUUCAUCUUCCAAACGUUAGCCACGUUCUACAUAAAAUACGUGCAGAUCUUCAGGAACCUGGAGAACAUCUAUGACCAGAUAGUCCAUCCGCAGAAGCGAAUACUGAUCCGAAAGAUCCUGGAUGGGGUCAUGGGCCGCAUCCUGGAACUGAAGAAUGAAAUGGUUGAGUUGGAAUUGACUGAGUUCCAUUAUUUUGAUGACAUCUUACAGGACCUAAAGUUGGCUCCCCAACAGUUAGACAUUCCUAUACCCAAGUAUUUUUUGAAGGAGAAGUUAGAAGCAAUAAGAGGAAGAGAGAAGAUCCUGGCACAGAUAUUGGCAGAGGGUGGAUUAGAUGUGCCCAAUGGGAAAACCACUGUGAAGGCAAUGCCCUUGGAAGAGGCUGUUAAAUUAAUCCAGGUUGCUGAGAGGGCCCGGCAAGGUCGCCUAAGAGCGAUAUUCAUGAAGCAAAUCUACCUUCAGGAGUACAGAGCAAAGCAAGCCAGGAUCCUUGGAGAACAAGUAGCAGAUGCUGGGGCUGCUGCACUCCGUAUUCAGAAGGUUUGGCGAGGUUUCCAUCAGUGCAAGAAGACGGAGCGAGAGCGAGAGGAGGAGAUGGUGUUCCUGGGAAUGAACCCCCCUCCUCACUUUGAUGAAGUGAGCCCAACAAUGAAGCAGGCCGAAAGGGUGGGCCACCUGCGGAGUGAGACACAGAUGAAGCACGAGGAGCGCUACAGGGAAGCCCUGGUUGCGAUCAAGAGUGACCUGCAGCUGAUUGAAGGCCCAGACAUCAAGGAGAGCCUUCAGGACCAGAUCCGGCACUGGUUCAUAGAAUGCAGGAAUUUGACUGGCACGUUUCCCAACUACCCCGAUGCAGAAGAUGGAGGGUCGGCUGUUAUUUUUUCCAACAAGACCCCAGAACAGGUUAUUGACGAUAUCCUCACAAACCAAGAUGAUGAGGAAAAGAACAAAAAGAAGAAGAAGGAAAAGAGGAAAACCAAAAAGGAGAAGGAAAAGAAAGGAACAAAAGAAAAAACUAAGGAAGAAGAUGAAGUGUGGAAAAUGUCUCCCAGUGUUUUCCUUCAGUCAUUGCAGGAAGGAAAUAACUUGUACAAAGACAUGUGGAUGAAUAAAGAUGAAUCUUGGAAUUUCCUUCAGGAAUAUGAUCCAGAACUAAUCAAACAGGAGAAGCGGAAAGAAUUAGAGUCGGAGAUAAGAAUACAGGUUGAUGAGUUGAUGAGACAGGAACUAAAAAACUUAAAACUAGCAGUGAACAAAGAAAAGGAACUUCCGGUCAAAGAAGGCAGGAAGAAAGGGAAGAAGAAAGGGAAGAAAACCAAAAAAGGGAAAAGAGGGAAGAAGGAUAAGGACCUGACAGCUGACAGGACCAUUGAAUCUCUGUACAAGGAGCUGGUGGAGGAAGGGCUGCUGAUCCAGUCCCUGAAGGUCAACCUGUCCGAUUACAUUGGCGAAUACAGCUACCUGGGGACCACGCUGCGCCACAUGUCCUUAGAGCCCAUGCCCUCGCUUCUGGAUGUGCGGCAGCUCAUCACACUCUAUGGGAUCCUGCCGCUAGGCUCUGCAGCAGUGCAUGAGAAAGCCCCAUUGGUGAAGUCGCUCCUGCUGGCCGGGCCAUCCGGGGUGGGGAAGAAAAUGCUGGUCCACGCCAUCUGCACUGAAACGGGAGCCAACCUCUUCAACCUGUCCGCAGCCAACAUCGCCGGGAAGUACCCUGGCAAGAGUGGGCUUCAGAUGAUGCUGCAUGUCGUCUUCAAGGUGGCCCGACAGUUUCAGCCCUCUGUGGUGUGGAUCGAAGACACAGAGAAAACCUUCUACAAAAAAGUUCCCAAUGCUGAAAAGCUGAAUGAACCCAAACGCCUGAAAAAACAGCUUCCCAAAAUCCUGAAACUCCUGCAGCCAAACGACAGGAUUCUGAUCGUAGGGACAACACAGCGUCCUUUUGAUGCCGAACUUCAAUCUUUUUGCAAAGUUUAUGAAAAAAUCAUUUUGGUUCCCAGACCAGACUACGCUUCUAGAUAUGUUCUGUGGAAACAGAUCAUUCAGCGCAAAGGAGGGGUCCUAACAAAAGCCCUGAAUAUCAGUUGCCUAGCCAAAGUCACGGAUGGCUUCACCCAAGGACAUAUAGUGGAAGUGAUCAAAGAUGUGCUCACUGAGCGCCGAAUUUGGCAGCAAGCUCGUAAACCACUCACCGCAGGGGAGUUCAUCACAGCCAUAACCAGCAUGAGCCCAGUGUACAAAGAGGAAGAAGAUUGCUUUAAGGACUGGUAUGCCAAAACCCCUCUGGGUAAAAAGCAAGCCUUGUCGUUAACAAUUGGUGGCAAAGAAAAGGAGAAGGCCAAAGGGAAAAAGAAAGGAAAAAAGGAGAAAAAGAGAAAGUAAAGUCUUCCUGAGGAGCCAUCCCUGAGCCUCUUUGGGAUGUUGGUGGCCCCACCUCUCCAGGGAGGAGAUUCAUCCGCCCACUGCAGAGCCACAAGGAAGGAGAGCCACAGCCACUGACCACUGACUGCUGUGAUUCUCCUGCAGUGGGCGGGCACUGAGCCAGGUAUCCACAGCAACCGCUUCUACCACUUGUAAUUAUUCUUUCUUCCACCUACACCGUACCUAUGACUGAAAUUCACUUUUCACAUACUCCACACCCUUUUCGAGUUGAGUCCUUGUCAGUUCUAGAGUCAAAUCAAAAUCUGAUCGAAGAGUAUUCUCAUUUAACAACUAAGCAAGCCAGGAGUGUGUUGUCAGUUGUUUACUAACCCAGACAAGCUGUGUAUUACCUUGCACAUAUUUUAAUUAACUCUCUGCUCUGGGAGUGUAUUUUAUAUAUUGAAAUAAAGCCAUUGUCCUUGAACUGACUCGAUCACUUGGUAGCCGGAACUAAAUAAGAUCCUAACAAUGCACUGUCUCAGUUUCCUGAUUUCGAGGAUAGGUAAAUCCAGCAUCACAGCACCACAUUCAGAAUGUGGGACUGAAGUAAUCACCAGUCUAGGGCUCUGUAGAAACCCUCAGAUACUGGCAAGCUGAAGACUGGACGAAAACUCAAUAUAAAAAUGGGAUAAAC
Messenger RNA from Fukomys damarensis (Damara mole-rat), 3436 nucleotides. It is a transcript of the gene Drc11, whose product is annotated as IQ motif containing with AAA domain 1. The transcript is spliced from 19 exons. Lineage: Eukaryota; Metazoa; Chordata; Mammalia; Rodentia; Bathyergidae. The record is from RefSeq and is a predicted model, not a curated record. Gene Ontology annotation, molecular function: protein binding; ATP binding; ATP hydrolysis activity. Bases 277 to 2763 code for a protein of 828 amino acids.